AGUGUCCCCAGCCCCUGCGCAGGCUGGAGUCAGGUUCCAAGAGCCCUGAAGGCCGAGGAAGAUUUCCCUUCCUCACAGACUUGGGGGAGGGGGCUGAGAUAGUGACUUCCCCCACUCCACUCCCACGGAGCGGGAGCUUAAGGUGGAAGUCUGAUUAGUCCCGGGCGGGCUCUGGGCAGAGUGAUAGGAGGAAGCGCCUGGGAGGGUGGGGGCGGGUGGUGGUUAGCUCCCAGGGACUGAGGCUAGUGGGACUGGGCAGCACCGCAGGAGGCCGGGGGCGGCUUCCAGCUCCUCAGCCUCUCCCACUCCGCCCGGGACAGUGACCCUGCAGGACUCCACUUCUGGCCUUCCUCUACCACGGAGAUCUCAUCCCCGCGCUUCCUACCUGGAGCCCCCUCCUGCACGUGGGAGGAGACUCCGGCCUCCAGGUUUGGGAAGACAGGAGGGUCGGCUCAGGGGCUCUCACAGUCCGCUGCGCUUCCUAGGAUGAAGGCUCCCCGAGCCCAGAGGGGUCCCGUCUAGAGCGCGCACUGAGAUCCGGGCCUGGAGAGUGCCACGGGGACGCGACAUCGGAGCAGGGGCAUGAUUCUGGGGCCGGGGGUCGGGAGCCGGGACUCCGGGGUCCGGUCCUCUGGGCAUGCCCUCCCCGAUGGCGGCGGUCCCUGCGGAUAAGGCGCUUGGAGAUCCACGGGUACCCCGGGGCACAGCUGUGAGGGCCCCCAGGAUGAACAGCAGUCCAGCCCCAGCCAUGGCUGAGAAGGAGAAGAGCAGCAUCCAGUGCUCAGCCUCCAAGAGCAUCCGGCCCUUCCGCUCCAGUGAGGAGUAUCUGGAGGCCAUGAAAGAGGACCUUGCCGAGUGGCUGAACGCCCUGUAUGGGCUGGCGGUCCCAGGCGGCGGCGGCGGCUUCCUGGAGGCGCUGGAGUCCGGGGUGGUGCUCUGCCGUCACGCCAACAAUGUCAAUGGCAUUGCCAGGGACUUCGCAGGCAGCCACCCGCAGGCCGCCGGCCGACUGCGCCUGCCUUCCAGGGAGGUGGUGUUCCAGGCCCAUGGCGUGGCCCCGGGCUCCUUCCUGGCUCGAGACAACGUAUCCAACUUCAUCGCCUGGUGCCGAGGCGAGCUGGGCAUCCCCGAGGUGCUGAUGUUUGAGACGGAAGACCUGGUCUUACGGAAGAACGAGAAGAACUUUGUGCUCUGCUUGUUGGAGGUGGCCCGAAGGGGCUCCAAGUUUGGGGUGUUGGCCCCGAUGCUCAUCCAGCUGGAGGAAGAGAUUGAGGAGGAGCUGAGGGACCAGGCCAGGGAGUCGGGGCCUCCCACUGCUGGGGAAGGGGAUGGGGACCGGCGGGCCUCGGACCCAGCCCCUGGCACUGGGGCAUACCCCAGCCGGGGACCCAGGAUGACCCUGUGUGACUUCCGAAACCUGGAUGAGCUGGUUCGAGAGAUUUUGGGCCACUGUACUUGCCCAGACCAGUUCCCCAUGAUCAAAGUGUCUGAGGGGAAGUACAAAGUUGGGGACUCCAGCGCCCUCAUCUUUGUUCGAGUCCUGCGAAGCCACGUGAUGGUAAGGGUGGGUGGAGGCUGGGACACGCUGGAACACUACUUGGAUAAGCAUGACCCUUGUCGGUGCGCUUCCAUCUCGCACCGGCUACCCCAGCCUCGGGCACUGACCUUCUCCCCACAGAAAGCAUCCCCAGCCCCCAGCCCCCGGGCCUCCAGUCCUGGGGCUCAGCGCUGGCCGGAUGUGGGGAGCCCUGCCCCAGGAGGGGAGCGCCGGGGCUCUCGGCCCGAGGGGCUCCCUGCCCGGCUCCCUCAGGCUGCUGCUAACCCCCGAGGCCAACGGGAUGGUCCGGAGACUCGCCAGGCCAAUCCACUGAGGCCCCCGAGGUCUCGCCGAUGCUCAGGUGACAGUGACUCAUCGGCCUCCUCAGCACAGAGUGGCAUCUUGGGCUGUUGCCGGGGUGAAGAGGGGUCCCCGGGACCCCGGAAGGACAGUAGCAGUCAGCGGGUCACCAGGGUCCCAGCCCCUCUCAAGAGACCCCCAGCCCAGCGGAGCAAGUCCCGGGAUCGGGGCCCUGGGCCCAGUCCCCGAGUAGAGGAGCGGGGGCGGCCCCGGGGGGCCCAAGGUGGAAGAGAUGCCCGGCCAGCAGCCCCGAGCCCCGCCCGGCGGGCACGGAGCCAGGGCCGAGAGGACCAGACCAUGUUUCUCAUCCACCGAGACAGAGAUGGGCAGCACUCGUGGGCUCGACCCGGUGGCUCUGGCAGAAGCACCCCCCGGGCGAGGAGCCCUGCUGUCCCCCGUGCCCGGCCCCAGCCCCCCACGGCCCCUGAGCCCCCGCGACCCCUGCAGGCAGUGGACACCCUCUGUCAGGAGCUAGAGGAGUUGGCGCGAACCUUCCGGGCCCCCCUGCAGUUGGACCCUGGUCAGGAACAGCGGCUCUACCGCUGCCUGGAGGAGGAGUACCUGGCCAACUCUAAGGCCUUGGAGGCUGAAAGGGCCUCUGGGGCCCAGGCCCCCCAGACCACGCCCGAGCCCGUGGCCCCCGACUCUGCCUACUGCUCCUCUAGUUCCUCAUCAUCUUCCCUCAACUUCUUCAGCAAGCACGGCCCCCCCACUGAGGCCUCCCGGGGGGGCCUGGCCCCCAAUGGCGUGGCUGGCAUCCCCAAUGGCUCCGGUGAGGGGUGGGAUGCCAGGGCCCCUGGCCGCCGUCAGGGCCCCGCCCUCUCCAGCUCUUCGGACGAGAGUAACUACUGCCCUGCACUCAAUGAUGUGCAGGAGGUGCCCGAGGUGGGCUGGAGUGAAGCAGAGAUCGAGGGCUCUGGGGAUGAGCAGGGGGCACCGGGCCUUGGGCAGGCCAGGCCCGCCCUCACUGCAGACCCCCUAAGACCAUGUGCCCGUCCUCGGGCGGACAACCAGCCGGACAGAAAGCCAUCACGCAUCCCUACCCCGCUGGCCCCUCGGAGGCCUUCAGCCUGGCAGGGUCUGCACUCGGGUCUCUCGGGCUUCCUGGAGCCCCUGACUCAGGUGCCAAGGGGAGGGAGGAGGCAGGAGGAGGGUGCCUGGAUGUGACCCCCUCCAAGGCACCCCCAGACCACACCGACAUGGCUGGGGGCCCCUUUGUGCCUCCUCUCUGGGACCACCGAGUCUAGGGCUGGGCUGUCAGCCCUCAUCCCCUUCUUCCUUCCUAUGUGGCCUUAGUUGUAACCGGGUCCAUCGGGCUGACGGGAUUUCCGCUCCCUUCGUCCAGGGACCAAUGUCAGGGAAAGGCAGGAGCAGGGACUGCGGCUGACUUUAAGUUUACGGUUUCUGGGUUUAGGGGAGGCAGGUGGUCUGGAUUGUCCCCCCUCCCCAUCCCUCCCUGUACUGUACAAGUGGGCAUAGCAGAUCUAUUUAAAUCUAAUAUAUUGAGAGAGUGUGUGUAUGUGUGUGAGACGAGUGAGAGAGCGCGCGAGCCCCCGGCCAGGCCCCCAGCCCUGCUGAAGACACCCCCCACCCUGCUCUGUAAACCUCCCUGGCCCUGAGAGAUUCUGAGCUGAAGAGAGUAAACUAAUGUCCAUUG
Dromiciops gliroides (monito del monte) is the source of this 3554-nucleotide messenger RNA. RefSeq names its product growth arrest specific 2 like 1 (gene GAS2L1). Gene Ontology annotation, cellular component: actin filament; microtubule plus-end; cytoplasm. The transcript is spliced from 6 exons. The record is from RefSeq and is a predicted model, not a curated record. Gene Ontology annotation, biological process: microtubule bundle formation; regulation of microtubule polymerization or depolymerization; actin crosslink formation. NCBI's taxonomy places the organism in Eukaryota, Metazoa, Chordata, Mammalia, Microbiotheria, Microbiotheriidae. Gene Ontology annotation, molecular function: cytoskeletal adaptor activity; actin filament binding; microtubule binding. The coding region runs from base 638 to 3064 and encodes 808 amino acids.